Messenger RNA from Ruditapes philippinarum (Manila clam), 2552 nucleotides. RefSeq names its product sequestosome-1-like. Bases 236 to 1831 code for a protein of 531 amino acids. The record is from RefSeq and is a predicted model, not a curated record. Gene Ontology annotation, molecular function: zinc ion binding; protein kinase C binding; K63-linked polyubiquitin modification-dependent protein binding. Gene Ontology annotation, cellular component: amphisome; aggresome. The transcript has 7 exons. Gene Ontology annotation, biological process: aggrephagy; endosome organization; mitophagy. NCBI's taxonomy places the organism in Eukaryota, Metazoa, Mollusca, Bivalvia, Venerida, Veneridae.
GCAUAAAUCUAUGACUCACGUCACAUGACCGCGGUUAACGAUUAAGUAAGUGUUCGUAUAUAAAGCAGAACAUUUUACCCAACGUAUCAAAACACUUUUCGGAACGUUCAAGUACACAACAUUACGAUAAAGUUAAAGGGAGAUAUUCAAGUUGUUUUGAGAUUUAUUUCAUAUUUAUAGAAAUAGAUACGACAUUGCGAUAUUUUUAAGCUAAGAUUAAGGAAUAAAUAAGAAAAUGUCGCUUACAAUUAAAGCGUUUUUACAGAGGGACGGAAAGUGGGACGGCGAAAUUCGUCGGUUCCAGAUCCCCGCCGACGUCUCGUCCAGCUACGAUUACCUGAGCAAGAAACUUUGUGACAUUUUCCCGUCACUUAGACAGGGAAAUUUCUCCCUCUUCUGGAAAGAUCCCGACGGUGAUCAUGUCUCUUUCUCCACCGACGAAGAAUUGAUGGAAGCUCUCGGCUUUGUUUCCGACAGCGUCUUUAAAGUAUUCAUAGUUUUAAAAGAAGGUCAGCAAGGCACUGGUAAAAGUGAUGACAAUGAUGUACUUCAUCCAGGUGUUGUCUGCGAUGGGUGCGAGAUGGGCCCAAUUUGUGGACCGAGGUACAAGUGUCUCGUCUGCCCAGACUAUGAUUUGUGCAGGAAUUGUGAGGCGAGUGGAAUGCACGUGGAACAUGAUAUGAUGAAGAUAACUGCCCCAGGAAACUUUCCUGGCGGAUUUGCUGGUUUUCCAUUCGGUGGACCUCAAGGGCCACAUGGACCAGGGCCAAAUGGGCCAUUCGUUCCCCCUCCCCACUUCCGGCGAUGGAUGCAACGUUUCAUGAAGAGGUGGCACAAUAAGAACGCCCAAGGAUCGGAAGGCCCUUGUGGUCAGAAGGAAGGAGAGACAGAAGAAAAGAAAGAUCAAGACCAGAAAAUGGAGGAUGAACCGCAAGGACAGGACUCUGGGGAAUCCAGUGGAGAGGAAUACCUUAGAAAUGUCGGCGAGGCUGUUGCGCAAAUGCUUGACCCUUUCGGAAUAGAUGUUGAUAUAGAUGUCGAAAAACACAAUCGUGGAGAAGAGAAAGAAGAUGAGGACGGUAAUGGUGAAAAGAAAGGACACGGAGGAAGAGGGCGUGGUCGUGCACGUGGGCGUGGCUGUAGUCCUCGUGGAAAGAGGUUCAGAUCUGGACCACCAUGUGGUGGAGCAGGACCAUGGGGAAUGUGGGGCUGGAUGGGCGGAUGUCCUAUGGGACAAAUGGGUCCCAUGGGGCCACCACCAGGACAUUGUAGAAGAAAUGGGGGACAAGCGGGACCUUUUGGUGCUGCCGGACCAUGUGGGCCAGCAGGUAAACGGUGUGGAAAACAAGGGAAGCGUAACGCUGAUGUACCAGCUGACAAGCCCCAGGACACACCCACUGAAAAGCCUAAAGAGCAACAAGAAGCAUGUGACCUCAUGGAUUGUGGUAACGUUAACAUGGCCGAUUCCCAGAGAGCAAAGUCACCAACACGCAUGGACGCUGAACCGAGUGGAAAGAAACCAGACGAAAAUGCCUGGACAUUGCUUAACCUGAGCGGAGAACCAUCUGGACAAUCAGCUCCACAGCCUGAAGUUCCGGUUGCACAACCUCCCUCCAAUGGAUCCAUGUCUGGUCCUUCAGUUCCCAUUUACCCACCAGCAGACCCAAAAAUAGCAGAAGCUCUGCAGCAGAUGACGGCCAUGGGGUUCAGUAAUGAGGGAGGCUGGCUAACCAACCUUCUUAUGGCCAAGAAUGGGGACAUCAUUCAGGUGUUGGAUGCUAUUAGGCCCAACCAACGCCCUAAGACCUCAGAGGGAGGCACCCACGCCUAAACGGCAGACACAGGCAAACAGCAGACGACAGUUUUAUUUUCCUUGAAUAAACUUUAUUAGUGUUAUUUAUAGUAUAAUCAUUACCCUGAUUGAAGAGUUUUAAGAUACAUGUCCUUAAAUGCUAUAAAUGAACUUUGAUUUGUUAUAAAGAAAAAAGAAAUAUGAUUAAGGCAAAAAUAUGUCCUUCCAUGUUGAUUUGUCAUAAAAAAGAAAUACGAUUUAGGCAACAAAAAUAGUAAUUAAUAGAUUGUCAAAUUUGUAAACAUAAUUAUGUUUUAUUGAUAAUGUGAGCCAGAGGGUGAAAUAAUUUAUUAGUCUGUAGCUUGGGGGAAUUAUUGUAUAUUUUUGUGGUUUAUUAUACAGUGUAUGUUUAUAUAGUCCGUCAUACCCUUCAUGUUGUUAUAUAUUAAAAAGGGAGAUAAUUCACAUUUUAUUUAUAGAUUUCAUUAGACUAUUUUUGACUUUGUUUUUAUCGGGUUUCAAUUUAGUCUAGUAGUAAUUUCAUUAAACAUGUUGAAGUUUCAAACGGCGUUCUAGAAAAAAAUAACAAUCAUGACAAUAAGGAAAAUAGAUGUGAAUUACAAAAAAGUGAUACAUGUUUUUGGUGUUCAUUUGGUAUUAAAUUAAAACACUGUGUACUUUUGUUGUAGACUGUAUCUUUUAUUACACAAAAUAUAUAUGUCGUUGAUCUGCUGUUUUGCUUGUUAAAGAUUAAUUAACA